Messenger RNA from Coregonus clupeaformis (lake whitefish), 1811 nucleotides. RefSeq names its product forkhead box protein N3-like. The record is from RefSeq and is a predicted model, not a curated record. Gene Ontology annotation, biological process: regulation of DNA-templated transcription. Bases 262 to 1611 code for a protein of 449 amino acids. Gene Ontology annotation, cellular component: nucleus. NCBI's taxonomy places the organism in Eukaryota, Metazoa, Chordata, Actinopteri, Salmoniformes, Salmonidae. The transcript is spliced from 6 exons. Gene Ontology annotation, molecular function: cis-regulatory region sequence-specific DNA binding; DNA-binding transcription factor activity.
GAGAGAGAGAGAGAGAGAGAGAGAGAGAGAGAGAGAGAGAGAGAGAGACUACAGGAACGUAGUCAGUUGCUGUGUUGCUCAUUGCCAGAAACAGGGAGCUGGGGCGGAAAUGGAGGGGCUCAGGAUCAUCGGAGGGAACUGACAUUACAGAUCAGGAAAGGAGAGGAGAGGUAGAACUAUCGGAGAGGAGAGAAGGAAAGGAAGGAAGGAAGGGGCUCGUCUGGACAACAGAAGAUUUCUAAGGAGAGAGCCCAGGGCUGAAUGGGACCCACGAUGCCGCCCAGUAAGAAGGCCCAGAGCCCCAACAAAGGAUUAGGAGCCACCCGGGGUCUGAGUCCUUUCUACAGGGAGGCGGAGGCAGCAGACCUGUCCCUGUCCCUGUCGGCCUCCUUCUCCAAGGCCGAGGAUGAGGAGCUCACCAGCCUCUCCUGGCUCCACGAGAGCACCAACCUUCUCAAUAGCUUCUCCCACUCGGGGCUCCGCUCCGUCUCCCCACUGCAGGACACUGACGGUCAACCAUUACCCCCCCACUCCCCUUCCUCCUCCUCCAACUCCACCGACCCAUGUGACUCCUCUUCCUACGACUUGGUCACGGGAGCCAAUAGGAAGCCCCCGUAUUCCUUCAGCUGCCUGAUCUUCAUGGCAAUAGAGGAUGCGCCGUCCAAGAGGCUGCCGGUGAAAGAUAUCUAUGGUUGGAUCCUGGAGCAUUUCCCGUAUUUCGCUAGCGCCCCUACUGGCUGGAAGAACUCGGUGCGCCAUAAUCUGUCGCUCAAUAAGUGUUUCAAGAAGGUGGACAAGGACAGGAGUCAGAGUAUAGGUAAAGGCUCGUUGUGGUCCAUAGAGCCAGAGUACAGACACAACCUGAUCCAGGCCUUGAAGAAGACCCCGUACCAUCCCUUCUCCCCAGGACUGGUUACCCCCUCCACCUCUCCUCAGGCGUAUCACAGUCCUCUACUUUGGCCAGGGAGUCCCUUCUUCAGAAAGAACGGAGGAGUUCUCUUACAAGUUUCUCAAGGCGUGAUCCAAAAUGGCGCCUGUGUCAGGAGCCAGGGUCUGUUUCCUGUCAUCCAACCCCUACCCUUAAGCCCCGUGGGCAGAAGGACCACUGCGAUAAGGUCAGCUCUGGGGGACUACCUGACCCGGGGCGACCACCCCUCCUACCCUCCCAGCGACGACCUCCAAGAGGACCACAACUACAGCACUGCCAAAUCCCCCAGCAUGCCCUGCUCUUCCCAGGGCCCCUCCGCGUCCGACGAAGACGAUGACAUCAUUGCAGUGGAGAUGGGCGUCCACCGAGGGGUCAAAUCCGAACCUAAAGAAGUCCCACUGGACUCUGCCUCCGUCUCCUUCCUAUCCCAGCAUGCCCGGCGACGGGGACUGCCCUGGACCAAAAACCGCCUGCGGGCCCUGGGCGACACGCUGCCGCUGAAGAAGCGCCGUUCGGUGGCAUCGGCGGAGAAGCCGCCGUUGGAGAGCGAUGAUGAGGAGAUGAAGGAGGCGGCGGGGUCAUUGCUCCACCUGGCGGGCGUCAGGGCGUGCCUCAACAACAUCACAAACCGAGCCAAGGCUGCCCAGAAAGAGAAGGAGCAGAAAGAGGCCCUCAGAAACUAACUAAUGCCAGGCCAGCCCAUAGAGAGGCCUACACAUCAGGCCAGCCCAUAGAGAGGCCUACACAUCAAGCCUGCACACCUGGCCUGUACACCUGGCAUACACACCUGGCCUAUACACCUGGCAUGCACACCUGGCAUACACACCUGGCCUAUACACCUGGCCUACACACCUGGCCUACACACCUGGCCUACACACCUGGC